This is a messenger RNA of Oncorhynchus masou masou (cherry salmon), 4152 nucleotides long. RefSeq names its product trinucleotide repeat-containing gene 6A protein-like. NCBI's taxonomy places the organism in Eukaryota, Metazoa, Chordata, Actinopteri, Salmoniformes, Salmonidae. The record is from RefSeq and is a predicted model, not a curated record. Gene Ontology annotation, cellular component: P-body; nucleoplasm. Gene Ontology annotation, biological process: positive regulation of nuclear-transcribed mRNA poly(A) tail shortening; miRNA-mediated post-transcriptional gene silencing.
AAAACCAACCCUUUAGAAUUUGAAGUAGUGUAUUUCUUCACGCAACACUCGCUACCAGUAAAGCUGUAGCUUGCUACUAUAACUCCAGAGAAACUAGACUUUUGGCACUCUGCAGUGCUCUACUCCAAAGCGACCAUUUUGGGUCUGUGUGUGUCUGUGCGCCUUCGAGAGGAAGUGGUGCAACUCGUUUCCUGCAGCCCCCCGAAUACACACAGCGAGAAGAGGGGAAAAGCAGCAGCAACAUAAAAAAUAAAAAAAGGUUUGCGAGUGAAGAAAAUGGCUGAUCGUACAGGACAAAUGGCUCUCCUUGUAAAAGCGACAAAAAUGCAUUGAAUUUCUUUAGCCUUUUUUUUACAGCCGGCUUCCAUUUCAACUCUGUUACACUUUACAUGUUAUGAGAGCUCUCAAUACAAGCUGUUGCCAACAAAGAAACAACCUCAAGAGUCAAAACAGGGAACCAGCCCAUAGAAGACAGAACAGUGGAUGGAAGAGCGCGAGAGAGAGUGAAGAGGAAGGAGGUUAAGAUACAGGGGCUGGUCAACAGGCAUGGCUCCAAUUCGGGACUCGGUCAGCCACUCUCCUAACCAAACAGGUUUGGACCACCCUGGCCUGGAUUCUCAGUAUGAGAGUUGCCCCUGGAGCUCUGGUUCUCCCUGCAGCAGAGACAGUAACUGGGACAAGGUGCUGGUAGACUCGGUCUGCAGUGACACGCCUUCAUCCUCCUCCUCCUCCUCGGCAGCCGGCAACGACCCCGAGCUCCCCUCAGAAUGCAUGGACACAGACUCUGCCUCUAGCUCUGGUGGCUCGGAGAAGAACUUGGUCACGGCGAUGUCGUCGUCGCCGCCGCCGCCUCCCGGCGCUAAAGGAAACGGAGGCCGUAACGGGAACCGCUUCUCCCCUCUGGCGUUGACGAACGGCGGCGUUCCUCCCGUUAACAUCGUGACGUGUAACGGGGCGGUGAAAGGCCCCAACGACGCCUCCGCCCCCGCCGACGGUAGCCACGGCAACAAGCCGAGCCCCUGGGCGUCGGCCAACGGUGCUGGUGUGACCCCCGGCACUUUGAACCCAAAAGUUAACCACAGUGCCUGGCCCGGUCCCCAGGGACCCUCUGGCUGUACGAUUGGCCAGCAGGGAGGCUCUCUGGGCUGGGGAGGGAUACGACCGGACAGCCUCCUCCUGAAUGAUGCUACUAUCAAGCCUCGCCACCUGAACACGACCAACGGACCAAAUAACACUACGAACGCCAUCGACACCUCUAGUGUACCGAACUCUACAGGCGCCUCAGUGCACAGGAACGAGUCUGGUUCGGGGCUGCGUUCCUGGGGAGGAGGAGGAGGAGGAGGAGCGGGGUCAGAGCUUGGAGAUCAGCUCUCCAACGGUACCCUGUCUGGCGCCCAGCACCCCCACAGCGAGGGCCUGGCAGGGGGCUUCUCUAAGCCCUGGGGGGCCUCGGGCCCUGGAGACACUGUGAACGGCCAGGGACACGGCCCUGCUGCUGCUGCUGCUGUUUACAACAGUAAAACUAACAGCAAGGCCACUGUAGGGAGGUGGGACUCUGCUUCUCCUCACAACCUGGGGACUGGAGGAGGGGCGGGCAAUGGGAACGGAGUGGGUCCUGCCGGGAUCCCCCGGCCAUGGGGCAACGCCUCCUCCUCUUCUUCCUCCUCUUCAUCUGGCUCCUCCUCUAACAGGCAACCCCCCAAUGGGGAGUGGAGCUCGUUGCCCGGUAACAAAUCUCAGGAUUCCGACGACGGACGGAAGUCAGGGGGAGGAGCCAACGGCUGGAAGAGUCUUGAAGACGACGCCCUCAGGAUGGGAGGAGGAGUGCAGGGACCUGCGAGCGUUGGAACGUCUGGCGCCAGUGAGGGGAGCGGGGAGAGCUCUGGAGGCCGUAGCUUAGACAGGAACGACCCCCGUCGACGAGGCCCCCUCCCUGGGUCUACUCAAGUCCUCUCCUGUUCAGACGUGGACCCCCGUGUCCUCUGCAACACCGGCUGGGGCCAGACCCCCGUACGCCAGAACACCGCCUGGGACGUCACCUCUCCCGCCCCCAGACCCGAUGACAGGAAACCCGGUAACGGAGGCCCUGGCUGGGGAUCGAAAAGCCACGCCGCUCGUUCUCAGACCUCCAGCUUUGGAGGAUGGCGUGGGGGGGACGGCGGCCCGGGCCCAGAGUCAGGAGGGUCUGGCUGGGUAGAGCAGAAGACGUUGUCUGGGUGUGGAGACCGAGAGAACAAAGGUCCUGGAGGAGAGCGAGGAUGGGACCACAGUAACCCUUCCUCUACCUGGGGGACCAGCCAGAAGGAGGACCUCUCCAACACCUGGAUCAACCCUCCGAAACCACAAAAGCAGGGCUGGGGGAUGGGUGGUGGAGACCGCUCCAGAGGAGGAGGGAGCAGCUACUGGGGUCAGCCCCAGAAGACUAGCGUGUCUGGGGGAUGGGACAACGACAGCGACCGUUCAGGGUCUGCAGGAUGGGGCGAGCCCGGCCGCCCGUCCAACACCAACGCCGACGAAAGCAGCAGCACCUGGGGUGGCAGCGGAGGGACCCCUGACCACCCCAGCAACCCUCACUCUGGCUGGGGAGAGCCCCCCGUGUCCAACCCCGCCGGACACAAACCCCAGAACCACCAGACCCAGGGAGGGUGGGGCGAGCCUGCCAUGAAGCCCAGCCACCCCUCUCAGAGCUGGGGAGACCCGGCCGAGUGGGGUAAAGAUCCAGACGCCAACCCGGACCCUCGAGGACCUCCACCAGGCGGUCCCCACCCCUCCAAACCCAGCGGCUGGACUGGGGUGGCGGUCCCAGCUGGACCCUCCCACAAGGAGGAGGAGUCGACGGGGUGGGAGGAGCCUAGUCCCGAGUCGGUGAGGAGGAGGAUGGAGAUCGAUGAUGGCACCUCGGCGUGGGGAGACCCCAGCAAAUACAACUGUAGCGGGGUCAAUUUGUGGAACAAGACCAGCCAAUCAGAGCAGGAUGCCAUGGAUGACCAAACCCCCCAGCCCCAGCAGCAGCCCCCACCACCCCUGAAUAACAUGACCAACAAGGACAAGACCUGCAGCUCUGGUUGGGGUGAACAGUACACAGGUCCCCAGAAGAUGGAGUCGGGAACGUGGGGUGAUCCGCCAGGCCCCCCCGUCUCUGUGGACAACGGGACAUCGGCCUGGGGGAAACCCAUGGACACUAGCUCCACCUGGGAGGAGCAGAGAGACAGAGGAGACAGAGGGGACAACUCUGCGACAGGAGGCUGGGAAGGACCUGGAGCACAGAACCACCACAAACCUGGUCCCAAGCCCAUGCAGCAGGAGAGUAGUACCUGGUGUGGGGAGGAGGUGUCGUGCCGGGCCAGUUGGGAACCGGAGGAGGAGGUGGAGGUCGGGAUGUGGAUCAACACCCCAAGUCACCGAGACAGAGACGGCCACAGAGAGAACCACAGAGACCGGGACCGAGACGGUCACAGAGACGGCCACAGAGACCGGGACAGAGACGGUCACAGAGAGAACCACAGAGACGGUCAGGACAACAGGAACAACGGGCCACAGCAACACAGCUGGAACUACAUGAAGAAAAUCCCCCCCAAGAUCAACAAAUCAGUGAACAAGCAGGAGGAUGUCUGGAUGAACCAGUUCGUCAAACAGUUCAACAACAUGAACUACCCUAGAGACUCUCCUGAAGACUUGUCGAAGAGCAAUAAGAUGGAGAUGGGAGGAGGAGGAGGGAUGAUGUCUGACAAGCGUAUGGAUGUGAACAUGGCAGAGUACAGUGGAGUGAUGGGGAAAAACUCAGCUUCCAGGCACCAGAUCCACAAAGAGCCUUCCAUGGAGAGAAGCCCUUACUACGACAAGUCCUGUUAAUGUGUGUGUGUGUUUGUGUUUCAGUCCUCUUAAUGUAUGUGUGUGUGUGUGUGUUUCAGUCCUCUUAACGUGUGUGUGUGUGUGUGUUUCAGUCCUCUUAACGUGUGUGUGUGUGUGUUUCAGUCCUCUUAAUGUGUGUGUGUGUGUGUUUCAGUCCUCUUAAUGUGUGUGUGUGUGUGUGUUUCAGUCCUCUUAAUGUGUGUGUGUGUUUCAGUCCUCUUAAUGUGUGUGUGUGUUUCAGUCCUCUUAAUGUGUGUGUGUGUGUUUCAGUCCUCUUAACGUGUGUGUGUGUGUGUGUGU